This is a messenger RNA of Thalassophryne amazonica, 5409 nucleotides long. It is a transcript of the gene ice1, whose product is annotated as KIAA0947-like (H. sapiens). Lineage: Eukaryota; Metazoa; Chordata; Actinopteri; Batrachoidiformes; Batrachoididae. Bases 106 to 4806 code for a protein of 1566 amino acids. The record is from RefSeq and is a predicted model, not a curated record. The transcript has 19 exons.
UGUUUUGAGCCUGAGUGGAAAAUACUGCGGAGCUGUUCAACAAUUUGUGUGCUUAAAACAAAUCAGGAUUUUUAUGCUUCACGGUGGCAUUUGUCUGAUGUUGUCAUGAUGCCUGGAGAGAAUCAGUCCAACGCUGUACCGAUCGCAGCCGACGCGAUUGUUGGAAAGUGUCAGAAUUGCUCUGUUUUACACCAGAGUCUGACGGAGUACGGCGCGUCGCUUGUGGCUCUGAAACAGAAGAUCACCGUUUCGGAUGAUGCCAUCAGACUUCAACAGCAGCUAGAAGAGCUGCAGAUUCAGUUAAUUAGUUUGCAGACAAAAGCAGCUGAUGAAGAGUUACUGCGAGCAGAACUGGAUAAAAAGAAGAGUCAGGCCUAUGAACAAAUGUCACAACAGAUGGAUAAGUUGAAGCAGGAUCUCAGUAAGACAUCUGCAGAGAAUAAGAGGCUUGAGGACCAGCUAAAUGAUAUAAAAGAACUCACAGAAACACAGGCCCUGGAAAAUGCGCAGCUGAAGAGGGAAAAGGCGAUGAUAGAAAACAACUUGCUGAAAACGCAGGCUUCUUUGAAAAUCUCUCAGGCACAAGCAGAUCAAGUUGAAAAACUGAUAGAGGAGAACACCAAGAAAACAAGCUUAAAAAACAGCCUUGAACAUAAAGUUAAGCUUCUUGAUGGUCAAAUAUCCCAUUUAAUGAAGGAGAAGAGCCAACUGGAGAGAAACGUUGAUGACCUUCAGGUACAACUAACGAAACUGGAGAGAGAACAGAAUAAAGAACGUCGAAGUUUAGCAACUCAAGCAAGUGCACCCGAGGAGCCAAAAGUGGACAAAGAAAAGAUCAGGACGUUACUCGAAACCUUGUGGGCUUGUGUUCAACCUGAAAAGCAGCAAGCAGCAAUCCUGCUGCACCUCCCUGUCACCAGUUCCAAGAAAGUUCUAACAACCUCUCCAGCCAUCAGUUCGGACUCUGGUCUGACUGAGUCGAGCCCGUCGCAGUCUCCCACUAACAGGACGCUUGAAUCCAUGCGUCAUCCCACACAAACAAAACUGUCUUUUUCAAAGUUAAAAACUUCUUCACAUGGGGAGAAAGGCACCAAGCACCAAACAUCUCAUGUGUGCCCCAGUGGUGAGAGGCAAACAUUCACUCCCAAAAAGGACAAGCAGUCAUCCAAAGAACAGGAAAACGAGAACUCGUCCACUCCCUUAGAUAAUCCUGAAUUAUCCACUGAGGAAAAAUCCACUCCCUCAGCUAGUCCAGAAUUAUCCAUCGAGGAAAUAUUGGAAUUAUAUAAACCGUUGCCUCCCUGUCUAUCCCCUUUACGAGUCUUGGUGAAAACUGUGGAAUCCAUGGAGACUGAGAGCAUAGAUGGUGAAAACCACCCAAAAGCAUCUCACAGUCUUCUUCCUUUUCAACAACAGGAGUCAUUACUCACCACAUCAUCAGCAUCCAGUCAUCCAAAAUCCAUUGAACACACAAAAGAGGACUGUGCAGACUUGCCAGAAAUUGCAUCAGGAGAGGUGGAACAACUUUCAAAUGGAAAACAAUCCCAACAUUUGGGAACUAUUAACUUGAGUGGCAUUACUGAGAUGGAGUACAAAAGACACAGAAUUGAUGAAGAAACUCAUCUUCAAAAAAAGCAGAAGAUUGAACAGGAGCCAGCAGUUCCACAGUUAACACCAACAGUGUCGUCUUCUGCAUCAGACAUAACGGGUCUGUGUGAAAAAACCUCAACAACUGCUGAGAGCCAAGAACCGACCCCCAGUGCAAGUCCAAAUAGUGGUGUCAACAGCACGUCUGAAACGCCACAUGACACAGAAAGUCCAACAAGAGUAUCAUCAGAACUUCCUCAGAGAGAGACGGGUGAGGAUUUGACAGCGAGUAUUGAAAUGGAUGCUGUGGCAUGUCCUGGUGAUGACAGUGAUGUUACAUUAAUACCUCCUGAUGGUAGAGAAUCACUAAGAGAAAAUAAUUCUGCAGUUGUCUCUGAAGAAGCAUCGGCUGUACCGCCGGAUAAUUCCAGUACUCCUGACUCAAAAAUCAAUGACUCUUUGCAAAAUGGCAAAGGUACGUGUACUGAAAGUGGUCCAGAAAUGGGGAUAACACAUCAGGAACCUUGUGAUUUGGGACUGGAGAAUCAAGACACCACAUUGUUCAAAUCCCAGGAGGAGAUUGCAAGUUGUUUGAACGUGCAACAAGGGAGCCCCUGUUUGUCAAAGGAAGCUGUGAGCAGCAGCAUCCCUGUUGCGUCCACUGAAAAUGGCACAUCCAUUCAACUUGAUCAGAAGGCAAAUUUGAUUGAACCACAAGAAACCGCCACAGAAAAUAAAACGGCUUUGCCCUCAGAAUGCAGCCUUGAUGCAAGUCAUCCUGGAUCUGUAUCCCCUUGUAAGCCUUCACUGUUGAAGAAGGCAGAUGAAGAUCACCAGAAAUCUGUGAGGGCAAGCGAUGAGCCUCCCUCAACAAGCCACAAUCACAUAGAGACAGUGAACAGUGAAAGCAUAACCGAUCAUCGUGGUCCUCCUCCUUCUGAUUCCCAAGAGACAGAGACGUUAGACUGUGAAUCUGUGAAGGAAAAUACGCAUUCUCAGAGUCUGUUACCGCCUGUGACGCUUCCAUCUUUAAAAACACAGGAGCAAUCAGAUCAUGUGAGCAAAGACGUCAGCAGUGAAAAUAUGGCAACACAUGAACAAACUGAGCAGCCUGAGCCUGAUUUAAUGGAGCACAGUGAUGUGGAAAAAACAAAUAACGGUCAAUCACCACAGGACAGAAUGGAUUCAGAUGACUCUGGGAAGCUCAUGAAGGCAGGAAAAUUGUGUGUUACAUCCAGCGUUAGUCAGGAUAACGCUUUUAAUGGGCAAAAUAAAUCUUUAGAUACAUGUCAAGAAUGUUCUGAAAAGCAAAGCUUUGCAGUCAUGACAAGUGAUGCCUCCCUAGGAAGCCCAGCAACACAUUUGUCUCCCGAAAGUAGAGCUCAGCCACCAGAGUCCAUUAGUCACCUCCGGUCUAAAAUGGGCCCACCACUUCCACCUGCCCUGACCCCCCUAAAGGCAACACCUCCAAAAGGUGUGAAGCCAAUCAAUCCAAUGCAGGCAGUUGAGAAAAUCUCUUUUCCAUCGCCCAUGAAGACAUUGGCUUCUCCUACUUCUGUUCAGUCUCCUGUAACAUCCAACAGGCAAAAGCUGAAUUCCUCAUCUGUUAGUAGUCCAGUCUCACCAAACGGAGUCCCUUCAUCUCCACUUCAGUUUGGCUCUGCCACUCCCAAACACGCUGUGCCCGUUCCAGGCCGCCUGCCCUUAACAGCUGGUAAUUCUGCCUCUUGUUCUUCAUCCAGUCCAUCUCAGGAGAAUUCCAUGAGGAUUCUGGACACCAUGUACCCAGAGCUCUCCGCCCGCGCAAGAACUCUGAGCAUUCUCAGAGGAAACGUCAGUCUCAACAUGUGUUCAUCAGAGAGCGGAACAUCACCCACAACAAGUGACACUCAGGUGUCUGGCUUUAAAACAGUCAGUUCCACUUCAACAGCUUUCAUGAAGACGGAGAUGAGAUGUGAGAAAAGGCCUGCUACCAACUUGCCCCAACCAAAAAACAGCAAACGUCUCAGGCUUGAAAGCUGCUUCCCAAACCUCACCCCGAGAUCGAUGUCUUCCUCCUCCUCCAACAGUGGAGAGGACAGUGCCUCACCUCGGACUUCCAGACCUGCGCACCUUGAAAAUGAGAUUUCCCCUCAAUUAGUGGAAGAUGGAAAGCCCACAGGGCAAACGCUAAUAGAUGAUGCCUUGACUAAAAUUGGAAACUCGUGUUUUGACCUGUUGCCUGUGAUCAGGAGCCACCUGCAUGUUGGUAACCUGCCCAAAAAGCCUGUCCUGAGACAAGAAGAGAAGGAGGUCAUCUCAGAUAUCUUUCAAGCCAACUUGGUUAAUGCAGACGAUAUGAUUUCAGCCAUCUCGAAAAAACUGAAAUCCGAGAAAAGGGUUCUCAGCAAUUAUCACCUACAGGCCUUAUGUCGUGUCUAUACCGGGAUCUGUCGACAGAAGAGAGAUUGGGAGAAGGCCCAUAUUCUCGCCUACAUGAUUCUGACUGAUUUUCCUGAUUCUGCCAAGUUGAUUUUAUUUAUGGUAUCAUCUUGGCCCAGUGUUCUGUCACACAGCAGCUGUCUCUGUCAGGCCAUACAUGCUGUCACCAGACUGAAAGCUGCAGAAGACGUCCUCAGUUGCCUCUCAGCAUACCUUGGCUGGGAGAAGAGUCCUCCUCGUGACAUUGACCAGCUGAUCUACCAAACACUGUCUGAGAUCCGGUCUGGGUCAAGGUUGGCGUUCACAAAACGCAGCCGCUAUGGAGACGACCUGGGGGAUGAGGCCUGGGAGCGUGUCUUUGCACUUGAACUCCUUUGUUCACACAAGAAGUGGAAGUGGACUUUUGAAAACCUCCUGGGCAAAGAGUUGUGGCCUUUGAUGAACACUUGGGUCACGCAGCCCCGAGACCAACAAGCCCCAAUUUCUGACGUAACUGUUGCGACUGUCCUCCGACUCAUUGGACGUCUUGGUGUUAUUGGAAUAAAAGAGAGGUGCAUUCCCACUGUGAUAACUGUUGCUAAUGUCAUCAACACUUUUGGUCGUCAUGGACAUACUGAAGGUGUGCCGUGGGAGGUGCAGUUAGCAGCCGUCUACUGCAUUUUUGACCUGUCACCUUCAAACCCAAAACAGGCCAUGGAGGCCCUUGCAGGGUGGCGAGGAGAAACGUCCUGCAUUGUUCCCCCUGCUGUAACAAGCUGCCUUAACCAAUUAGCGUCUGUCUGUAGACAAGUGAAGUGAAACCUGACUAUGCAUAUUUUGCUUUUUGUUAAAUCACAGAAUAAAUACCAAUGCCUCAAAAUACCUCAGAGAUGAAACGUUUUUAAGUUAUGUUUAGUUGUCAUAGUUCAGCGGUUCAGUCACCUCUUUAAAUGUAUUAAAUUGUUUAUAGUGAGGGUUGAGGGAUUUCGUAGUUGUUCAACUGAGCUUUAGGAUCAUAAAAGUGGUUUAAAAACACUUUUUAUGUAUUUCUGUCUGAAAUGAACAUAUGUAAUUAUGUGUCGAUUCUGAUAUUGUAACAGAUAUUUCCAGCAUGUUUUAUUCUUAUAAAUGUAUAAACUCUCUUCUCAAACUUUUAAUUAAUUUGCUGUGUCCAUCUCAAAUCAUAUAACAGAUGUAGCUGCAAUAACAUCUUGCCCUUUUUCCUGUACUUGGGUAGUUACUCUAAAAAUAUUGUAAAACUUGUACAUGAUUUAAUUAUGGUGCUACAGUUUUUCAUUCAUGCUUGUAAAUACAAGGUUUCAACAUUUGUAUAGAUGGAAAAAUAAGGUAUUUAAUAAAUGCCUUGUACAGUUUAUUUCAGAUGUUAUUUAAUUUUUGACAUUAAAAUUUAAACAUUUAAUA